Molecule: messenger RNA, 384 nt
Organism: Hydatigera taeniaeformis
Lineage: Eukaryota; Metazoa; Platyhelminthes; Cestoda; Cyclophyllidea; Taeniidae
Source: the annotation of a GenBank genome assembly
AUGGAUAGGGACCUGGUUCAUAGACAGACGGCAAUGUCAGCAGUUGGCCAUAUGGCACUUGGUGUUUAUGGUUUUGGCUGCGAGGAUGCAUUGCUCCAUCUCCUCAACUUCGUCUGGCCGAACGUCUUUGAGACGUCGCCACAUGUUGUUCAAGCUUUCAUGGCAGCUAUUGAGGGCUUCAGAGUUGCCCUUGGACCCAACAAGAUCAUCCAGUAUGCCCUUCAAGGACUUUUUCAUCCUGCCCGCAAGGUGAGGGAUAUUAUGUGGAAGGUAUACAACACCAUCUACAUCGGCAAUCAGGAUGGAUUGGUCUAUGGUUUUCCAAGGAUUAGAGAUGAAGAGAAAAACACUUACGUAAGGCACGAACUGGAUUAUAUCCUCUAG